Messenger RNA from Lactuca virosa, 504 nucleotides. NCBI's taxonomy places the organism in Eukaryota, Viridiplantae, Streptophyta, Magnoliopsida, Asterales, Asteraceae. The record is from the annotation of a GenBank genome assembly.
AUGGAUUUUUCACAACCCAAAAAACACCCACAAAAAGCCAACAAGAAGAGACUCACAAAUGAACAAGUAAAGCUCCUAGAAACAAGUUUUAACUUCAACAACAAGCUCGAUUCAACUCGAAAGAGUCAACUCGCUCAAGAACUUGGUGUGCCGGCUAGACAGAUUGCCAUAUGGUACCAAAACAAACGGGCACGUUGGAGGAACCAGAGCCUAGAGACAGAACACAAGACACUUCAACAGCGGCUUGAACGAGUGUCAAGUGACAAAAACCGGCUCGAAAGAGAGGUUGAGAGGCUUAAAGGUGAGUUGGAAAAGGCUAAAGAUUUGUUGGUGUCAUCAAAGUCAAUGAAUUAUGCAUCUUUACCAUCCUUUUCAAGUUCUUGUGAUGAUGUUGGAAGCUCAAGCUUGCUUGGUGAUCAUGGGGAUUUCUAUGUUUGUUUUGAUGAUCAUCAAUUUGAUCAUAAAUCCAAUGGGCAUGAUUUUUUUGCUAGGACCAUGUCUUGA